CUGAGGUCGAUCGACUCCUGUCUCGCCCAAUCUCCAGUCCUUAUCGCAAGUUUCGGUCUGCCUGGCGUCUGACGUGACGUUUCGCGUGGUGUAACUACCAUCAGUCCCGGGUCCUUCCCACUUUUGAGUCUCCGUCGUCUUUGCAUUAAUUUCUCCUGCGCUGUCGCCUACUUGUACGUCGAUUCCGUCGCUCGAACGCCAACUGCCUCAAUUGGGGCCGAUAGUCCUUUGAUAUCCAUGCGCCUGGCAUAGAGCAGUCGCUGGUCGUCAGACGAGUGUCGGUCGUUUUUCCAGGAUGGAAAUUAUGCGGACAAUCCCUCGUGAUGAAUUUGUAUCUCCGCUGAGGGUACACUUCCCUUCCACGCUGGGACCUGCCGAACGUCAGAAGGAAACAUGCGACUUGUCAUAUGGCUGGCUGCAGAUAAAUGGUUUAAGUUCUAAGUGUCUCGGGUCCCGAAGAUACACCACCCGGAGUGGUGGUGAGCAUUACGGCAAAGUCCUCCAAGUGGUGGAACAUCAAAACAAGGAUACAAUAUUACGGCGAAAACUAGGUUACGAAUCAUCGCUGGCUCUGGAAGCUGACAUCCAUGCCUUCGAGCCCGAAGGCUAUGAUGCACCGCCGCCUACAUAUGACGAUGUGAUCAAAGAUCUACCUCCACAUUACGCCACGCUUGCUCCCUUAGCCCAGCGGAAGUGUCUUAUCCAGGACUCUGCGCCCGUGCCCCCACAGACUACAGAUGAGUCAAAGUCUAAGGGUGCAUCGCGACCAUUCGAUUUUUGGUCUGCAACGGGCAUUCGGGAAAGAGCAGGAAAGAAGAAAAAGAAGAAGGCGGCCGCGCAACCCCAGCGACAGAGCACCCCGCCGGCCGAGGAAGGUGGAGGCGACAAGGAAGAUGAGGGCGGCGAAGAUGAGCAGAACGGUGAUACCAGUGGAAAUGGAGGCGGCGAUUCUGGAGGUGGUGGUAAUGGAGAUGAUAAUGGCCAAGAUGGGAACGGCGACGGUAAUAAUGGAGAGGAUGACGACUGGGAUGCCUGGAAUACGACAAGCACGAAGAAGAGCAAGAAGAAGAAGAAACAGGAGGAAGAGGAAAAAUUGAAGGAAGAAGAAGAGCAACGAAAACGGGAAGAAGAGCAACGAAAACGGGAAGAAGAGGAACAGCAGGCCAGGGAAGAACAGGAGAGAUUGGCCAAAGAGGAGGAAGAACGGCUGGCCAAGGAAGAGGAGGAGAAGCGGGCUGCAGAAGAAGCCGCCGCCGCUGCCGCCGCUCCCCCCGACCUUAGCUGGGCAGAUGACACUAAUGCCAACGGUGACGAUAGCUGGGGUUUUGCCACAACAACCAGCAAGAAAAAGAAGAAGAAAGGCAAGGGCGCCGACCCUAGCCCGCCCGAACCGGCGUCCAACGGGUUCCAAGACAUAAGCUUGAACGACAGUGCGCCGCAACUAGACUUGGGUCUGCCUCCAGCAGCGCCAGGGACGGGCUUCAGCUUUGGGAGCUGGGGUCAAGAUUGGGGAUCUGGUGAUAAAUGGGGUCUUAACACCCUGAACGGCAUGAAAGACGACAAGCCAAAAGAUAAUAGUAACCCCUGGUCCUUCUCCGGCACCAACGGCAUGUCCAACGCCUCCGUUGGGUUCAGCUUUGGUGCGGACCUUGGAAGUACUCCAGCUGCCAACGGACCCCCUCCUGCCUCGGAAGAGAAGAAGGAGCCAGAAUUUGCUGAUGAUGACUGGAGCUGGGGGGCAACUACCAAGAAAGACAAGAAAAAGAAGAAGGCUGACGAGCCUCUUCUUGAAGAGCCCCCCGCCCCUGAACCUCCUGCCGCAGCCGAUCCGCCGCCUGAAGAUGACUGGAGCUCUCCUUGGGGCCCUGUAACGAAAAAGAAAGACAAGAAGGGUAAGAAGGGUACCAUCCUCGACGAGCCAGUCGUUGAGGAGCCAGCGCCUGCCGAGAUAAAGGAUGAUGAUUGGUCAUCGGGCUGGGAUAUCCCAAAGAAGGAUAAGAAGAAAAAGGGCAUGGUCUUUGAGCUAGAGCCGGAGCCAGAACCACAAACCGAUCCCGUGGAGCCAGAGCCUGAACCUGAGCCCGAGCCCGAGAAGCCAGACUUGGAAUUCCUGGAGAACCCUCUUUAUAAUAACUGGCAUACACUCUCGUCCAAAGACCGGAAGAAACGUGAGAAAUCACUGAUCAAAGCCGGACUUCCCAUCCCCGGCAAGGAUUUCGAUCUUCCUGAUCCGAAUGCUGAGCCCCUCAAGGAACCGGAGCCAGAGGAGCCAGAACCUGAGCCAGCUCCUGAGCCUGAGCCCGAGCCGAUAGCUGAACCGGUCAUUGAACCAGAGCCUGAGGUUGAACCGGAGCCCGCAAAGCCCGCCUUUGAAAUUCCAGAUACCCCUCUUUAUAAUAACUGGCAUACACUCUCGUCCAAAGACCGGAAGAAACGUGAAAAAUCUCUGAUCAAAGCCGGACUUCCCAUCCCCGGCAAGGAUUUUGAUCUUCCUGAUCCAAAUGCCGAGCCCCCCAAGGAGCCGGAGCCAGAACCUGAGCCAGCUCCUGAGCCUGAGCCCGAGCCCGAACCCGAACCGAUAGCUGAACCUGAACCUGAACCUGAACCUGAACCUGAACCUGAACCGGUUAUUGAACCAGAGCCCGAGGUUGAACCGGAGCCCGAAAAGCCUGCCUUUCAGAUUCCAGAUACUCCUCUAUAUAAUAACUGGCAUACACUCUCAUCUAAAGACCGGAAGAAACGUGAGAAAUCACUGGUCAAAGCCGGACUUCCCAUCCCCGGCAAGGACUUUGAUCUUCCUGAUCCGAAUGCCGAGCCCCCCAAGGUUCCGGAGCCAGAGCCAGAGCCAGUUCAAGAACCUGAUCCAAUCCCGGAAGUUGAACCUGAGCCUGAGCCCGAGCCCGAGCCCGAGCCGGUAGCUGAACCUGAACCCGAGCCUGAGCCUGAGCCUGAAGUCAAAGGCCCUGAGAUACCUGACAGUCCCCUCUAUAACAACUGGCACACACUCUCAUCUAAAGAUCGGAAGAAACGUGAAAAAUCAUUGAUAAAGAGUGGACUUCCGAUUCCUGGUAAAGAUUUUGAGCUUCCUGACCCCAAUGCUGAGCCCCCCAAAGCGCCGGAGCCAGAGCCAGAGCCAGAGCCACUUCAGGAACCAGAGCCAGCUCCUGAGCCUGAGCCUGAGCCUGAGCCACCAGCUGAACCUGAACCUGAACCAAUCCCGGAACCUGAGCCUGAGCCUGAGAUCAGAGCUCCUGAGAUACCAGACAGUCCUCUCUAUAAUAACUGGCACAAUCUGUCAUCCAAGGAUAGGAAGAAACGUGAGAAAUCAUUGAUUAAGAGCGGACUUCCUAUCCCGGGCAAAGAUUUCGACCUUCCUGAUCCGAAUGCUGAGCCACCUAAAGAGCCUGAGCCUGAGCCUGUGCCUGUGCCUGAGCCUGUUCAAGAAGAGCCGGCACCACCUCCAGCCCCAGAACUGGAGCCUGAACAAGAGCCUGCGCCCGAGCCUGUCCCUGAAGUGGUCCCAGAACAGACUUAUGAGGAGGAGAGCUGGGGAAUAUGGAACGCUCCGAAGGAAAAGAAGAAGAAGAAGAGCAAGAUCGCAGCUGAGCCUCCACCGCCCGCACCGACACCGCCCUCUCUGGGGUGGACUGCCGAGCCGGAGGGAUACGUACCUACAGACCAAGUCCCCGAACAGCCUCUCUGGGAUGACUACGACAGCAAGCCUUCGAAGAGCAAUAAGAAGGGUUACAAGGAAGAAGAGACACCUAAGAGUGGCAUGGGUUUCUGGGCCACCAUAGGUGCUGCAACUAUGGGCAAAUCCAAGACUACAAAGAAAAAGUCAUCAGAGAAGACUAAAGCCAUAGAGGCAGCACCAGAGCCCGAGCCUGAACCUGUACCAAGUCAUCCUGCAGAGGAUGAUUUACUCAUUGACGUUGACGACUCAAAGAUGCUCGAGGCGCCCGAAGCGCCAAUCCCGCCAGUUGUCGACGAACCACCCGCGCCAGCCGCGCCGCCAGCGAAGACGCCCGUUGUCACCUCGAAGACCAAGUCAUCGGCCCUAUUGUCCGUCUCAGAGCGAAUCAAAGUUUUGGAGCAAGGAAAGAAGGGGAAAUUAAAGGACAAGGUUGCCAAGAAAGAGCCUGCCCCACCCCCAGAAGAACUCCCUACUCCCCCGCAACCCGAGCCUGUCGAGUUCUUUGACCCCGAACCGGUUCAGUUUAAAAAGCCCUCGAGGGAUUUGGUUCCAGGCAGUUUCCCAGACGCAUUCGACGACGAGGAGGACUUUCACGAUAUACCCCCGCCACCUGCCCCGGAACCGCCUGCCCCAGAGCCGGAACCUCAGUUUGAGCCAGAACCUGAGCCUCAACAACCUGAGCCCGAGCCCGAGCCCGAGCCGGUGCCUUUGUCAAAGAAAUCAAAGAAGAAGGAGAAAAAGAAGGCGAAGGCUAUUGUACUUGAGCCUGUGCCUGAGCCCGUACCUGAACCAGUUCCUGAGCCUGUACUUGAACCACCGGCUCCUGAGCCCGUGCCUGAGCCGGUCCCUGAGCCUGUUGCAGAACCAGAGCCGGAACCCGAGCCAGCCCCCGCACCUAGUCCCAUCUCAAAAACUGAAAAGAAGAAGAAAAAGAAGAAGGUCGUUGAGCCAGAACCGGUUCCUGAGCCAGUGCAAAAACCAGAGCCUGCUCCUGAACCUGAACCUGUACCUGAGCUUGAGCCUGAGCCCGAGUUUGUUCCUGAUCCUGCUCCAGAGCCUCCGAUCGAGCAAGCACGGGAUAUAGAGCCGGUGAUCGACGAAGCACCUGCUCCCAAGCCUGAAAAGCUGAAGAAAAGGAGCAAAAAGGUAUCCAGUCGAGAAAAAGCACCCCCGGUCGUGGAACCAGCCCCUGCCGAUGCCGAUAUUGGCGAAGCAGCGGCAGAAGUUGAUGUAGGCGCGGGCGGCCCUCCUACGCCUCCACCAGAGCCUGCCGAGCCUGACCCAGAGAAGCCUUCCAGGAAGGAGCGUGUUCGUGUUGAGCGCACUCCUGGUUCAGCAUCUUGGGGAUUCUGGGCUGCCACGCCCCAAAAGCAGCCCAGCACUAGGGAACAUCGGCGUAGACGGGAACGUGAACGAGAACGAGAACAGUCACCCCCGCCUAUGGUCAGGUCGAGAUCGACCAGACAACCAAGAUCUAGGGAUCUUGAGAACGAGGGAGAGAAGUCGACCUCUGACAAGGACAAGCGCAAUAGCCGAGGUAUGACUCUUGCUGAUUUUGUCCUGGGCACGCCACCGCCGCCUAGUAGGACAAAAUCCAGUCGAAGACACGGAACACACGCGUCCAGGAAUACCUCAAGACGUCCAUCCGUGGGUAUGGAAGACGCCGGGUUCCCCAGUCCUCCACCGGACGAUAGCCGGGAUAUGCCGGAUAAAGCCGCCAGGAUGAUGGGCGUGAACGGCCCCUCCCGGAGAGAAAGAGAGAGACGGCAUGAAUCUCGUAGAAGAUCUCGCGCUCCUGACCCGUAUGCGGUUGAAGACGAGGACAUCGUCAUGGUAGACCGGGACGACAUUGAUGCCCCGAAGGAGGGCUCAAGGGGAUCGAGGCACUCCGAUAGACGUUCAAGGAGAAAGUCUCGGUCCAGACAAGAAGAGCAUUAUGAAGAUGCUGAAGUGUUUUCGGGCCCAGAAGGUAUUGCUUUCGUGGAAGCACCAAGAGAGCAACGCGUGGGACGAUCAAGUACUGCUCCCAAGAAACCAGAGUCCACUGGUCUCAUGGGCUUCAUCGGCUCUUUGCGGAAGAAUGCUCGUCCGGACCCUCCAGAGCGCCGAAAGUCCAGGUCUCAGCGUGAUGAUGAUGCUAGGUACAUGACAGAGCCAGAGCGAGAGGAACGGCGUGCAAGGCGCGAAGCUCGCAGGAGACGUGCCGAAAGAGAGGCUGAGCUUGACGGCUUUGUUACUGAAGGCGGUCCAGUGGGUGGGUUUCCGGAAACCGACAUGGACGAAGUUGAAGCUAGACGGGCAGCCCGUCGAGCAAAGCGAUCCUCCCGGCAGGCGCCGUCGGACCAACUCCGUGAGAGCGAGUGGCGCGAAGCCGAAGAAAGACGUGCUCGACGGAAGGAAAGAGAGAGAGCUCGUGAACGAGAGAUGCAGGAGAGAAUGCUCCGUGAAGAGGAAGAGAGGGAAGCAAGACGCCAGGAAGAGCGAAGGCUUCGUAGAGCAGCUCGUGAAGAGCGCCGUGCUCGAGAAGAAGCAGAGGCCCGCGAGGCAGAAGAGCAGGCCGAAGCCGAAGCCAGAGCAGCAGAACGGCGCGAACGCAGACGGCGGAGGGAGGCAGAGAUGCAAGAAGCCGCCGCGUAUGAGCCCCGGUCCAAACGUCGAUCCUCUCGUCAACCUGUCGAUGACAGAGCAGCCCGAGAAUUCUAUCUCGGCGGCUACGAUGGCGAGAGGGCUUACCGUCCGGAACGGUCUACAGAAGAGGGGGCGAGGCCCAAACGUCGCAAGUCCAGGGCUCCAGAACCGGAGCGUGCACCACCGAUGAUGUCCGGAGGACGCAAGGAUAAAACUUCGUCCUGGGUGCAUUCGCAAGCGAGCGACCCGCCUGAACCACCACCGGUCGUGGCCACCGUAUUGGACAUGCCACCUGGCCCAGGUGAGCAGGCCCAGGCGAACUCGGUCUCCUCGGACGAGGAGGCACGACGUGAGCUGCGGCGUCGGGCCCGACGACGAGCCAGAUAUCCUGGCAUGACGGAUCAGGAAAUCGACGAGUUGCGGGCGCGAAAGCGCGAGGCUAGACGGUCUGAGCGUAGUUCAGGCAGCGCAGAUUAUGAACGGGCCCGGGGCAUGAGGUCGUACGACGAUCGUUAUGCACCGCUAGUCAAUGGGCCCAGGAUGCCGAAUUGGUUCAAGAGACUGACCAAUUUGGGUUGAGCUGGUGGUUUGGAGCAUUGAUCUGAGGAUGUUUCUUUUCUUUACGAAUGGAAUGAUGAAUGACAUGAAGCGAUAUUUGCCAUUGAAGGGAUAUACAAUUUGGCUAUGA
Messenger RNA from Aspergillus eucalypticola CBS 122712, 7010 nucleotides. RefSeq lists its product as uncharacterized. The transcript has 5 exons. NCBI's taxonomy places the organism in Eukaryota, Fungi, Ascomycota, Eurotiomycetes, Eurotiales, Aspergillaceae. The record is from RefSeq and is a predicted model, not a curated record. Bases 296 to 6901 code for a protein of 2201 amino acids.